Messenger RNA from Momordica charantia (bitter melon), 4153 nucleotides. Its product is annotated as nuclear pore complex protein. The record is from RefSeq and is a predicted model, not a curated record. Lineage: Eukaryota; Viridiplantae; Streptophyta; Magnoliopsida; Cucurbitales; Cucurbitaceae. Gene Ontology annotation, cellular component: nuclear pore; nuclear pore outer ring. Gene Ontology annotation, biological process: protein import into nucleus; post-transcriptional tethering of RNA polymerase II gene DNA at nuclear periphery; mRNA export from nucleus. Gene Ontology annotation, molecular function: structural constituent of nuclear pore.
UGGGCGCGCAAUGUUGGUGAGGGUUUUAUUUACUUAGUAAAGAGUAAACGGAAGAGUAUACUCCCGCGCUUCCCUUGCCUGCUGGCUGCUAUCUCCGCUCCCUUGGAUCAGCUUAAGCCUUAAACCUCAGUGCUUUCAACGACAUGGACGAAGAAAUGGAGGCCUCCCCCACCUACUUUGACCCCGAAGAUCUCAGCAUCAGACAGCAAUUUCGUCGAUACAGGAAAAGGCCUUCAAACAUAUCGCCUCACAAGGAAGUUUCAUCUUCAACAUUCAGUGAGUCUAGGAUUCUAUAUGACGGACAGAGUUUCCAUAGUCCAACAAAUGCUGCACUGCUUCUUGAAAAUUUUAAACAAGAGGCCGAAAGCCUUGAUGCUGACCAUCUGGAAGCGACACCAUUGAAGGGAAGUUCUGCCUCUAAAAGAAGAUUAUCAAUUGAUAGCCAGGAAAUUUCAGAAGCAUCUCUUGGUCCGGAUUCAGUUCGCUACUCACUAAAGGCUUACAAGCACGAGAAUGACCCAUUGUCUAAUAGUGGAGAUACAACUUAUACUUUUUUUGCAUCUCUACUGGAUUCUUCACUUCAAGGAUUGAUGUCUAUCCCAGACUUGAUACUAAGAUUUGAGAGUUCUUGUCGUAAUGUUUCAGAGUCGAUAAGGUAUGGUUCCAAUAUUCAGCACCGCUUUAUUGAAGACAAAUUGAUGAGGCAGAAGGCUCAGUUUCUCAUAGAUGAAGCUGCUUCUUGGUCGCUCUUGUGGUACCUUUAUGGGAAAGCAACGAAAGAAAUGCCCAAAGAUCUAAUUGUGCUUCCCCCGACAUCGCACUUGGAGGCCUGCCAGUUUGUCACAGAAGACCAUACAGCUCAAUUAUCUCUUCGAAUUGUUGAGUGGCUGGAAAGUUUAGCCUCUAAAGCACUCGAUUUGGAAAGCAAGAUUCGUGGAUCUCAUGUUGGUACUUAUCUUCCCAGUUCUGGAGUUUGGCAUAAUACUCAGCGGUCUCUCAAGAAAGGAACCUCUGACACAAAUGCUAUUCAUCACUUGGAUUUUGAUGCUCCAACACGUGAGCAUGCUCAUCAACUUCCGGAUGACAAAAAACAAGAUGAAUCUCUUUUAGAAGAUGCGUGGACUCUUAUAAAGGCUGGUAGAGUGAAAGAAGCAUGUGAUCUAUGCCGAUCAGCAGGACAGCCGUGGAGAGCUGCAACUUUGUGCCCUUUUGGUGGAUUGGAACACUUUCCGUCCAUUGAUGCCUUAGUAAGGAAUGGAAAGAACAGAACUCUACAAGCAAUUGAGCUAGAAAGUGGCAUGGGCCACCAAUGGCGUCUUUGGAAAUGGGCUUCUUAUUGUGCAUCUGAGAAAAUUGCAGAAGUAGAUGGUGGGAAGUAUGAGGCUGCUGUAUAUGCUGCUCAAUGCGGAAAUUUGAGGCGUGUGCUUCCCAUAUGCUCAGAUUGGGAGUCGGCAUGCUGGGCAAUGGCAAAGUCAUGGCUGGAUGUUCAAGUAGAUCUUGAACUCACUCGUUCACAACAAGGGAAGAUUGGUCUUUCCAAAAGCAUUAUGGACACUGUAGAUGGAAGUCCAGGACAGAGUGAUAGAACCUUUCAGGUUCCCGAUGGACCAGAAAGUUGGCCACUUCCAGUACUAAGCCAGCAACCACGCCAGAUUUCUUCCCUUCUUCAAAAACUCCAUUCAGGUGACAUGGUGCAUGAAAAUGUAAACCGUGGAUGCAAAGAGCAGCAGCGGCAAAUUCAGAUGAUCUUAAUGCUUGGAGACAUUCCUCGUCUCUUGGACCUAAUCUGGUCAUGGAUAGCACCUUCAGAAGAUGAUCAAGAUGUUUUCAGGCCUCAUGGAGAUCCCCAGAUGAUUCGGUUUGGUGCUCAUUUGGUGCUCGUGCUUCGAUAUUUACUUGCAGAAGAAAUGAAGGAUAUCUUCAGAGAGAAGAUCAUGAAUGUUGGCGAUCUUAUUUUACACAUGUAUGCUAUGUUUCUCUUCUCGAUGCAACAUGAGGAGCUGGUUGGUGUAUAUGCUUCUCAGUUAGCAAGCCACCGAUGCAUUGACCUCUUUGUGCACAUGAUGGAACUUCGGCUCAACAGCAGCGUUCAAGUCAAGUAUAAGAUCUUUCUCUCUGCUAUAGAAUAUUUACCAUUUUCUCCAAACGAUGAUUCAAGAGGCAGUUUUGAAGAAAUCAUUGAGAGUGUAUUGUCAAGAUCUCGGGAGACAAAAAAUGGCAGUUCUGAUAAGUUGUCAGAUGCUGCAGAACAGCAUCGCUUGCAGAGUCUUCAGAAAGCUAUGGUUGUCCAGUGGCUCUGCUUUACCCCUCCUUCAACAAUUGCUAAUGUUAAAGAUGUUAGCACCAAACUUCUUCUCCGAGCAUUGGCACAUAGCAAUAUAUUGUUCAGAGAGUUUGCUCUGAUAUCCAUGUGGAGAAUCCCAUCAAUGCCUAAUGGUGCACACAAGUUACUUAGUCUUCUUGCUGAGCCUUUGAGGCAGCAUUCAGAAACAUUUAGUGCAUUGGAGGAUAACAGUGUUCUGGAGAACUUAAAAGAGUUCCAGGACUGGAGUGAGUAUUUCUCCUGUGAUGCAACAUAUCGCAACUGGCUCAAAAUUGAGUUGGAGAAUAUUGAAGCGUCUUCCCUCAAUCUCUCAUUGGAAGAAAAACAAAGAUCCAUUGCAGCUGCCAACGAGACACUUGAUUCCUCAUUUUCGUUGUUACUUGGGAAAGACGUUUCUUGGUUGGGUUUUGCAGAAGAUCACCUCUACGAGUCAAUGGAGCCUGUUUAUCUUGAAUUGCAUGCCACUGUCAUGCUCUGUUUACCUUCUGGAGAAUGUUUGUGCCCUGAAGCCACCACGUGCACAACACUAACAAGUGCCCUUUACUCCUCCGUAACCGAAGAGAUCAUAUUAAAUCAGCAGCUGGUGGUGAAUGUCUCCAUAGCAUCAGGGGAAGGUUUCUGUAUUGAGGUUGUGCUUCGCUGUUUAGCAGCACCGGGUGAUGGGCUUGGCCAUCACGAAGUCAAUGAUGGUGGCAUUCUAAGUAGCAUUAUGGCCGCUGGAUUCAAAGGUGAGCUUCGCGGUUUUCAAGCUGGAGUGACUUUGGAGGUUUUGCGUUUAGAUGCACGGUAUUCAACCGAAGAUGGUUCACUAAAAGCCCCGGCAGCAUACAUUGUGCAAGGUCUCUGUCGUAGGUGCUGCCUCCCAGAAGUUAUUCUCAGAUGUAUGCAGGUUUCUGUCGCUCUGAUGGAGUUGGGUGUUGAACCCGAAUGCCAUGACAAGUUGAUUGAACUCGUGGCCAGUGCUGAAUCUGGGUUCGCUCAUUUGUUCAGCCAGCAACAGUUCGAGGAAUUUUUGAUACUUGAGAGAGAGUACACCUUACGUAAAAUGGAGUUUGAAGAGCUUUCUUCCUAACGGUCGUGUUGUAUCGAUGUGAUGUGUAAACACGUUUGUGUUCACCCUUGAGAGUGUUUUAGGUAGCAUCGAUAUCGAUGAAAAUGUAGAACUCUCAAAUUUAUAAAAAUAUUUUCGGGAGUAUGGAUGAAAUAUCUAUGGUGGGAAGGGUGUUUUGUAUGGAGUUAGAUUAUUUGUUGUCACGAAUCAAGCUGAUUGAGCGUACUAGACCAUGUAGAUUACAAGUUAGGAACAAAUUUACGCUGACUACACAUAUUGAGAUGUGAAUGGAAAUUUAAUUCCAUGGUCUUUAGAUUUAAAAAGAAUUCUACAAUUUUUUUAGGAGGGGAGAUUUGAACGUACGACUACGAAAGGUAAGGCUCUUCUGCUAUCAAUGAAACCGAAAGAAAGACAAAAACCCAGUGCGUUUUGUAUAACCAUUCAGCCAUGGAUGCAAAGAGACUCAGCGAGUGAACUAGGUUUGCAUUCUAAGCGGAGCAAUUUUGUGAGUCUACGAAGCUUCGUAGUUCUCAAACAGGGAGUCUWCUAGAUGGGGUUCAACUAGCGGAGACUCUUGGAACUGCUGGCUAUGACACAAUCAAAUCCGAACGAACAAAAUGUUGUUCCUGAUGUCGAAUUCCAAAAACCUGCGAGAGGUUCCCAGACGUGCUCAGAAUCUUUUUUUUAGCCCAUGGUUUCUCUCUCUCUUUAUUUUUAUUUUUAUUUGACAAUUGUAUUUUUACUCUUUGUUGGUCAUAUCAUAUCUUUUCAGGGUGUUU